CUUACCCUCCGCAAUCCCAGAGGUUGAGCGUGAGGUUCCCCAUGAACUUGACAUGACUAUGCUCGACAUCAAUGGUAGCGCCCAGUCGCCGGACAUCCUUCGCAACGUAAUUGCUGAAGAUGAUGGACCGCAUGGACGAUUUCCCCGAGCCGCUCUUGCCCAUCAAGAGGACCUUUCUUUUCUUCUUGCGCAUGUCCAUACUGGCAGGGCCCCGAGCUAUCCGUUAACCGUACCCCGCACUGACGGGUGGUGAUCGUUCAGGGGAAUGGCAGGCGUGGAGAGGUGUGGAAUUCAGCAUCCGCAUAUAUACCUCCAGCCCAUGGGAUUUCGACCCUGCAAGACGAGGGAGGCAACGAUCUCCACAGGCAAUGGGCGAGGUGGUUGGACAGUGAGCAGCAGCCGGAUGACCAGCCUUCCGGCGUCAUUGCAUGAGCUUCGCCGGGGUCAACGAUAUUCCGGGGCAGUCACGUGGGGGUGCACGGGUCACCGGGGCGAGCCUGGAAUGGAAGCAUGUUUCAUCCCGCACCCCGUCCCACGCCCGGCCUUGGAAAUCGAGCACGUAGGUGGCGUUCCGUUGCAUUCACGGGCUGUGCCUGACAAUCUCCCUUCCAUUGUUGUUAGACUUUCUGCACGGGGGAGCAUUGCCAAUCAGUGGGCGCCAUUUAGUCGGAGUGGAUUAAUGUGCACCAGUGCAUUAUCAAGGGAAAUUGGAAAGUGUCUCUUCAUUCAGGGGCCGCAGAAAACUCCACGACACCAGGGACUCAGCUGUCAACCAAAAACAAAGGCCGUAGGAACGAAGCAUCCAUGCCAUCAAAACUUUUUUUUAUCACAUUUCCGUCCAAAUAUAGGCAAGAAGGUAAAGGACCCAAGGAACUGUGUACAGGAAGGAUAGACGAACAUCUCAUCGAGACAAUUCUACAACAGAAGAGAUUAGGUAUAAAGUCGGCCAAGUGGCGCAGCAAAGGGCUUUGUACAAAGCUGGGAAGAAAGGCCACGGGGGAUAGG
Molecule: messenger RNA, 1005 nt
Organism: Aspergillus ibericus CBS 121593
Lineage: Eukaryota; Fungi; Ascomycota; Eurotiomycetes; Eurotiales; Aspergillaceae
Exons: 1
Coding region: 266-892 (208 amino acids)
Source: RefSeq, a predicted model, not a curated record